Dinoponera quadriceps is the source of this 1940-nucleotide messenger RNA. RefSeq names its product DNA/RNA-binding protein KIN17 (gene kin17). The transcript has 3 exons. Gene Ontology annotation, molecular function: double-stranded DNA binding. Gene Ontology annotation, cellular component: nucleus. Lineage: Eukaryota; Metazoa; Arthropoda; Insecta; Hymenoptera; Formicidae. The record is from RefSeq and is a predicted model, not a curated record. Gene Ontology annotation, biological process: DNA replication; DNA damage response. The coding region runs from base 244 to 1440 and encodes 398 amino acids.
GAAGCAAAUGGCCGGGUUCAGUACGUUUACUUUGUAACUGUUGAAAGUUUCCUGAAUUGAAAUUGGAUUAUUCUUUUAGAUCUACAGGAAUAAUCCAAUGUCAGCACAGUUACACUGCUGAACUAAAAAGAACGGACCACUUGACUCGGGUCGGAAUUCGCUGAAAUCUCCAUUUAUCUCCAGUCGGUCCUUAACCUUCGACUCGUUAAUAGGUCGUAAACGUUGGAGGGAAGCUCGUAAACAAUGGGAAAACACGAAGUGGGCACGCCGAAGUACAUCGCUAAUAAGAUCAAAGCGAAAGGACUGCAGAAAUUGAGGUGGUAUUGCCAAAUGUGUCAGAAGCAGUGCAGGGAUGAAAAUGGAUUCAAGUGUCACACGAUGUCGGAGUCACAUCAUCGUCAGUUGUUGCUCUUCGCCGAGAACGCACACCGAUACAUGGAUCAAUUUUCGAAGGAUUUUUCGAACGGCUACUUGAACUUACUGAAGAGACAAUUUGGCACCAGACGAGUACCGGCGAAUCGUGUUUAUCAGGAAUAUAUCUCUGAUCGGGGCCACAUACACAUGAAUGCGACGCAGUGGCUCACAUUAACAGCAUUUGUGAAGUGGUUAGGACGUACCGGACAAUGCGUUGUUGACGAAACUGAGAAAGGCUGGUAUGUAACAUACAUUGACAGGGACCCUGAAACACUUGCUGCACAAGAAAGGAAAGCCAAGAAGGAGAAAAUGGAUAAGGAUGACGAGGAGCGACUGAUGGAUUUCAUCGAGAAACAAGUGGAGAGAGCCAAGCAGGACCCGAAGGAAGGAGAGAGCGAGGCAUCCAAGACGCCGCUGAUGCGUCCCGAGAAUGACACACCUUUAGUUCUUGACAUAAAACUCAAGCCGAAACCAAAAUUACUCCCUGUAUUCAACAAAGUGAAGCAGGAAAAGGUGAAAGGUGAAAAUAUCAGCAAGGACCAAUCUAUCCUGAGUAAAUCAACCGAUGAGAAAGACAAGAAACGAAAGGUACAUAGCGACAACAACGACAAAGAAAUCAAGUCUAAGAAAAAGUUCAAAUGCAACAACGAUUCAUCCGCGACUGAAGGCUGGCUCAAAGAAGGUUUAAUGGUUAAAGUAACCACGAAGAGUCUGGGUGAGAAGUAUUACAAAGCUAAAGGUGUAGUUCAAACGAUCUGCAAGGAAGGUUUUGUCGGUAAGAUCAAGCUGAAGACUCCGGAAGAAGUUAACGGACACGUCAUACGACUGGAUCAGGAAUACUUGGAAACGGUAAUUCCUGCGAUAGGCAAAGAGAUCCUGAUUCUUUGGGGGAAGCACAGAGGCAGGAAAGCGACAGUGAGAAAAUUGCACAUAGAGCGUUACAGUAUAGACGUCGAGUUUGAGCCGGAGAGGACAAUUGUGGAAAUGCUCCCGUAUGAACAAGUAUGCAAGUAUAUAAGUGUGUAGAUUUAUUAGUCGCGUGGAGGAGUCAUUAGGAAAAAGAGAUGAUGUAUUUUCAUAUUACUCCGUAAUAUCCUUAAUAUACUUAUUACGUUACUCUUUCCAACGAGCACCUGUGUACAAAUUUAACAAUAUGAUCUUAAAUAUUAAUACUUUGUGUAUAAGUGCUUUGCAGACAAUUUGGAGAACGAUUUUCUACAAAAUGUCCAUUAAAGUCAAAUUUUCUUAUUAAAUAUGAGACAAGUUGAGCUAUUUGGAUUUUUUACUAAAUAUAUGUCAUUUUAUGCAUAUACAUGCGCUAUAUGUUAUGUAAGUAUAUAUAUAUUAUAUCUAAGGUUGAAGUAGUAAAAAUAAAUAUCACACAUCUGUCCAAUGUAAAUGUUCACUGUCCAUGUAAAUGAAAUACUGUAAUUUACUAACUAUCGUUAAAAUUCUAACGAUUGUUGGUGAAAUCAGACUAUUAAGAAAUAAGAAAUGUAAAAUAAAACAUAAUUGUCAAGAAAUAA